Molecule: messenger RNA, 551 nt
Organism: Nomia melanderi (Alkali bee)
Lineage: Eukaryota; Metazoa; Arthropoda; Insecta; Hymenoptera; Halictidae
Product: mitochondrial import inner membrane translocase subunit Tim8 A-like
Source: RefSeq, a predicted model, not a curated record
CCUGAAGAGGUCGGUAGUGUAUGAUCACAAAUUACAUCUUACUUUCUGUGGAAUAAUUUUAAUAUUCAAGUUAAAAUUAUAGAAUAUAUCAUACUAAUUGUUAAAAGUACGGUGGGAAUUAAAGAAUGAGUUUUAUGGAGGAGCAAAGGUCGCAAGGUGCGGUCGAUGAGCGAUUUCAGGCCUUCAUAGAGACUGAAGCUAAGAAACAACAGUUUCAGGAAUUGGUAUAUAAUUUAACUGACAUCUGUUGGGACAUCUGUGUCGAUGAACCUUCUCCUCGUUUGAGUGCUAAGAUAGAAAAGUGUCUUGUAAACUGUGUAGAAAGAUUUAUUGAUACAACAAAUUUUAUUACAAAUAGAUUAGAACGUGUAGUUGUAAAUAGUUCUUCAGAACUAGAUAUGGAAUAAAUCACUCCAUAAUCAGGAAAACUUCGUAAAAUCUAAGAGAAGCUAUUGUAAGCGUUUACGAUACGAAGUAUGUAGCAUUUUAUAGACGUACAGCGUGUUAAAUAUCUUAUAUUGAAAAAUGUUAUCAAGAAUCAGAGGAUUUGU